Wyeomyia smithii (pitcher-plant mosquito) is the source of this 702-nucleotide messenger RNA. RefSeq lists its product as uncharacterized. The transcript has a single exon. NCBI's taxonomy places the organism in Eukaryota, Metazoa, Arthropoda, Insecta, Diptera, Culicidae. Gene Ontology annotation, molecular function: nucleic acid binding. The coding region runs from base 1 to 702 and encodes 233 amino acids. Gene Ontology annotation, biological process: DNA integration. The record is from RefSeq and is a predicted model, not a curated record.
AUGGUGGAAUUUCUGGAAGAGGAAAUCUGUUUGAAGUUCUCGCGUCCGCGAAUUGUUUUAUCCGACAAUGGGAAGCAGUUUGAAUCGUUACUCUUCAAAUCAUGGCUUUCACGACACCAGAUUGCACAUAUGAAAACAGCGUUUUAUUGUCCUCAAGUCAACAACGCAGAGCGCGUUAACCGUGUUGUAAUAACUUGUAUUGGCUCGUUGCUAGACGGUAAUCACAGAGAAUGGGACGAAAAUAUACCGGCCAUCCUCGCAGCAAUCAACACAGCUAAGCACGAGUCAACUGGAGUGAGCCCUCAUGAAGCGAAUUUUGGACGGAAUCUGCUACUCCACACGGAUCUCUACACACAGCAAGGACUGAACAUCCCAGAUGACCCCAAGGUAGCACAGAAUCUAAGGCUAUCAACAAUACACCGAAUACAGCAGCUGAUUAUUCAGCGUAUCAGGAACAGUUAUGAACAAUCGAAACGAAGGUACGACUUUCGCAAAAGAGUGGUAUCUUUCAAAGUGGGAGAUGUAGUUUGUCGCAGAUCGUUCGUGUUAUCAUCAAAAGCGAAUCAGAUUACAAGCAAGCUGGAGCCGAAGUUUGUACCAGCAAUCGUGGAAGAGAUACUAGGCACAAACUUGUACGAGUUAGAGGACAUAUUAGAUGGGAAGAAAGGUAAAUUCCAUGCGAAGGAUAUUAAGGCCGAUUAG